AUGCGAAGAACAGUAGAUCAGUGUCCUGCCGGUAUCAUUCCAGCACCAUCAGGACGCCCCUUUACCGAACUCGAGUACGCUAACGAUGUUGUUAUAUUCGCGGAAAGCAGUACGAAACUUCACCAUGUUGUCAACCUUGUAUCGAAGCUGGCUGCAGCCUAUGGAUUAGGUCUACGCCCCGAUAAAUGCAAGCAGAUGUGGAUCUCUUUGAGACCCUUGAAAGGGAAUCAGGAUGGACGGACAACCGAUAGAACUUGUCGAUGA
Necator americanus (New World hookworm) is the source of this 264-nucleotide messenger RNA. RefSeq lists its product as uncharacterized. Lineage: Eukaryota; Metazoa; Nematoda; Chromadorea; Rhabditida; Ancylostomatidae. The coding region runs from base 1 to 264 and encodes 87 amino acids. The transcript has a single exon. The record is from RefSeq and is a predicted model, not a curated record.